Messenger RNA from Annulohypoxylon maeteangense, 1883 nucleotides. RefSeq lists its product as uncharacterized. The transcript has 2 exons. The record is from RefSeq and is a predicted model, not a curated record. Bases 418 to 1722 code for a protein of 434 amino acids. Gene Ontology annotation, cellular component: Golgi membrane. NCBI's taxonomy places the organism in Eukaryota, Fungi, Ascomycota, Sordariomycetes, Xylariales, Hypoxylaceae. Gene Ontology annotation, molecular function: glycosyltransferase activity. Gene Ontology annotation, biological process: GPI anchor biosynthetic process.
CUUAAUAUUUUAUUUUGGUGUAGGAUUCGCUCAUAACUUAAAACUAUUGGUUUAGGAGUCUGGGAGAUAUAAAAAAAAUAGAAAAAAAGUCAAGCCCAUUAUAGACUAGACUGAGAUCCAAGGCUUUUCCAAGACCUCUUAAAACUUCUAAGUGGAUCAAGCGUAAGAUAGGUAUAGUACAGUAACAUUCCACCUGCUUACCUGGCAGCCCGCCUCAUCCGUCUCGUCUAUCUCGCGGUGUCGCAUAUGAGAGAACGUGCUGCGAUCCGGAGGAUGACUACCUAGCUAGACCCGGUCGGUAUGCUACCUCCAUCCUUUCUCUUGCCACUCUCGCUUAUCAGUACGACCGUCUACCUUCUACCACCAACCCGACAAGAGGGCAUUGCGGAUUUCCGAGCGUGAUCUAGGAAUUUCCAGAUGCUUGCCACUAUUCGGAAUCGCGGCAUCGUGUCGUUUUUCCUAGGCUUCCUUCUGUGUUACGCCAUAACCGUCGUUUACUUGCGGUCUAAGUGUUAUCGUGACCCGUCUUCGGUCUUUUUCAGGCCUGAAUCCGCUCGCGUUUUGACGUAUUCUUCUUUCCGCAAGGCGCAAGCUCAUAAAUUCAGUAAUCUAGCAACCUCGCGUGCGGUGACUAGGUGGGCUAACUCGACCAACCCCGAUCUGUGUGUUGGCAUCGCCUCUGUAAGUCGACAUGGGUUCUCUUAUCUUAAAGAAACCCUCGGAUCCAUACUUGAAGGUUUAGAUGACUUCGAGCGCCAGCGCAUCUUUCUUGUCGUCUUCCUCGCCCAUACCAACCAAUCCGAGCACGAAGACUUCCGCCAACCAUGGCUCCUCAAUAUGGCUGACAGCCUCCCGACCUACCCCAGCGAGUCUAACACCAUCGAUAUCGUGCGCCAACUUGAGAUCGACGGAAAUUACGAGGCUCAUGCUCGAAAACAAAAGAUCGACUAUUCCGUCCUACUAGACGAAUGCGCCAAGGUCAACCCUAGCUAUACUAUGACCUUGGAGGACGAUGUGAUCGCUUUAGAUGGAUGGUAUCACCGCGCUCUCGGCGCCCUGGCGAUUGCCUCGAGGAAAACUCGAGAGCUUGGACGAGAUAGUUUUCUCUACUUACGCGUCUUCUAUGACGGUCGACUCCUCGGUUGGAACAGCGAAGAAUGGCCACUUUAUGUCGAAUCGAGCGUAGCAGUCUUAAUUGUCGAAGUUUCGAUAAUGGUAGCCUUUCGCUGGCUCUUCGCCGUGCCACGAAAGGUUCUUACGACUUCGGUCAUAUUUGUCCUCUGCGGGGUGUGCACGCCCAUGCUGAUCGGUCUGUUUUUCGCUGCCGGCCGCAACUGCAUGAUGCCAAAAGCUCCCGGUAUCCAUCUAAUGCACCAAUAUGGCUGCUGCGCGCAGGGACUCGUAUUUCCGCAACGCCAGGUUAUCGAUCACCUGCUUCCAUUAUACCGCGAUACACAAGAUAACCAUGCCGCCGUCGAUACGUUUCUCGAAGACUGGGCCAACAACCACGACGGUCUGCGAUGGGCGGUCACCCCAGUCCUCAUACAGCAUGUAGGCGGCAAGAGUUCCCAUGGUGCGGGAGACCAGGAGUCAGGGUCGCUCACAGACGACAUGCCGUUUGACUAUUUUUUCGAGAUGAACGACCCAAUCAAGCUUGCCAAGGAGCACGGGGCGUGGAUUGCGGAGGUCACAGAACAGGCAAGAAAGGAUACGACAUAUUAAUAAAUAAAUGCAAAUCCCCGUCUAGUCUAGCUCAAGCUAGUUCGGAUCGCGACCGAACAAUGUCACCUCCGUUCGACCCACAGUUCUCUAGCAAACAGAAGACGUCGCACUUGUAGCUGUAUAACUACCUACCUACCUACCUACCUACCUACCUACCUACC